Messenger RNA from Mercenaria mercenaria, 2045 nucleotides. RefSeq lists its product as uncharacterized. The record is from RefSeq and is a predicted model, not a curated record. Bases 424 to 972 code for a protein of 182 amino acids. NCBI's taxonomy places the organism in Eukaryota, Metazoa, Mollusca, Bivalvia, Venerida, Veneridae. The transcript is spliced from 4 exons.
UUGCAAACAUAAAAUGAAUUUGAGUGUGAAAUAUUUCAUUGCUUUUUUACAUAUGUGUGAUCAUGCAACAUACCGAUACAAUGUAUUCAUAAAGAAAUUGAUUGCCUCAAAGUUUUAUAACAUAAUACUAUUUAUACAUAAGUUAUCAGUGUGAUUUCAUAAUUCAUAACUUAUCUUGAAAGUGAUUUUUAAGUUAAAAGAAAACUUGGAGUAAAUUACGUUUCAGUUUAAACAGGUGUUUCGUUUUUUUUGACAAUAAAUUCAAAAUACGUAAUAUACAUGAAUAACGAGUGUAGACCGUUUAGUUAAUAAAAACGUUCAGGUUUAGAAGUCUUGAUUUUGUAUGGAUAGAAAAAUCAAAUCCCGUGAGGGACGAUAUAGAAAUAUACAAGAGGGGAGAGGCUGUAAACCUAUAGUGUAAUUAUGCACGAGACUUCACAUGGAUCAAACAUGGGUGGAAAACAUAAUAUUGACGAUAUUUUAUUUAUAAUCCGAGCUGUUUCCGUGGUUUAUGGAUUAUCAGGAGUAGCAUGCACAGUAACUGGGGUGUAUACACUAUGGUACGCCGCACCUGACAUUGAAUUCCCGUUCUCGUCUGGUUCCGGUGUUUGGAUGGGAUUCUUAACGUUUGUAACAUUCGCGAUGGGCAUCAAUGUGGUAAAAGGAUACGACACAGACUACCCCUCAUCCUCUAAAGGAAAGGUCAUCACAUUUUACAUAUUAGUUAUCAUGGACGUCAUAUUCGGAAUUCUCCACGUAUCUUUCUCCGCGUUAGGAUUUUCAUACUGUAGCUCUGAAAUUAGAACCGGGUGGAUACAUUGUAACACAGAGGAGCGACCUAGACUUCUACUAAUGGAGGGUUUUAGUAUUGCAUUUGGAGUGAUUGUAACACUGCUGUCAGUGGCUGUGACCAUUUAUUUGUCUUGUAGGAGGAAGAUAAAUAUUUUAGCAGGAAUUCCAACGGAACAGUAAAUUAAAUACACGUGGUGCUGCGGAUUAUGUAGCCGACAUAAUGUUACUCCAACAUACUAGUGAUCCCGAGACUUAUGUUUCAAAUCAAAUCAAAUCAAACAAAACCAAUACAGGUUUCAUGGGUUUAAGAUUUGUAAAAACACGAUGGUUUCUAAUUUUUAAUGCGCGUUUCAUGAAAAGUGCCAAAAGUGUUCUUGUGUUCUUCUAGUGUUCAGUUUAAACUUUUCAUUUACAUUGCUUCAUUAUGACUUGAAAUAAAAUUUUCGGACUAAUGGAAAUAUUCACUCUCAUUUCAAGUGUAAGUACGGUGUGUAUCACAGGGUCGAGUUAAUUAUAAAUUUUUCUCUAGCAAGUACUUUCACGAUAAACAAAAUUAGGCAGUAUAAGACUGAACCACCAUACCGGUAAUAUCUAAUGUAGUCAUAACAAAGCAUAGGUUUGAUUUCAGUAAAAAUAGCUUAAAGUCAGAUUUCAACACUGAUUGUUGAAUCGAGAGAUACCAUAGCAAACAUUGUUGAUAAAUUUCUGACGACUGUACAAUUUCUUGGUAAACCAAUAACUUAACUUGCCCUUCGCUAUAUCAAGAUUAUUAAAGAUCAGUAUUCCUCAAUACGCUAAAGGAGAAAAUGUUUGUGUGAGAAGGAACCUUGAGGUUUCCACAGCUUUCCGUUAAACAAUUAAACUUGAACUGUACGGUCGUCUUGUCAAAACAAUAUGGAACUUAUCAUUCUUAUUGGGAUCUUUGUUCCAAGAUCGUACACUAGACCUACUAAUAAACAAAAAAAAAAAAAAAAAAGAAAAAAAGAAAGAAAAAAGAAACACAAACAAACAAAAAAACCUUGCUGCUGUUUGCGAUUUUGAUCUUUAAACUCUGAGGAAAUUGAUCGAAGGUCAUCAUGGCCCUUUUGACUUAAGAUUAAAAUUUAUCUCUAACAUUUGAGAUAUUUGUCUUGCCCUCGAGAACAUAUGUCGAAAGCUCGAAAUAAGAGAUCGAGCGCUCAAAUUUUUCCUAAGUAUAUAUCGUGAUCUGUAAAUAAUAAAUCGAAUAAACUUGAGGUAAUUUCAGCCUUUGG